Molecule: messenger RNA, 429 nt
Organism: Aspergillus versicolor CBS 583.65
Lineage: Eukaryota; Fungi; Ascomycota; Eurotiomycetes; Eurotiales; Aspergillaceae
Product: cupin domain-containing protein
Exons: 4
Coding region: 1-429 (142 amino acids)
Source: RefSeq, a predicted model, not a curated record
AUGCAGAAUCAACUAGAAAAGAAUAAAUGGUUCAAAGGGGGCACCUGGGGCGCAGUCCCUCGUCACCACUUCCACCCAAAUUCUCAUGAAUGCUAUGCUAUCCUACAGGGUUCAUCUACUCUUCUAGUAGGCGUUGGACCUCUCGAUGACCCGGGCAUAGGAAAGACGAUCCGCGUUGAGGCUGGCGAUGCCAUUAUUUUCCCAUCAGGGGUGUCGCAUUGCUCAGUUGACUCUGAAGGUUAUCGUUACAUGGGUGUUUAUCCUGAGGGCGCACCAAAGUGGAAGAACGAGUAUUGCAAGGACUCCAGCCGAUGGGAAUCGAUAUGUAGGGAAGCACAGCAGGUUCCUGUUCCAGAGUGGGAUCCCAUACGUGGACAUCUAGGCCCGCUAUCCAGACUCUGGUCUGGAGACUCGAAGCUAGAAACAUAA